This is a messenger RNA of Nothobranchius furzeri (turquoise killifish), 5907 nucleotides long. RefSeq names its product protein tyrosine phosphatase non-receptor type 5 (gene ptpn5). The record is from RefSeq and is a predicted model, not a curated record. NCBI's taxonomy places the organism in Eukaryota, Metazoa, Chordata, Actinopteri, Cyprinodontiformes, Nothobranchiidae. Gene Ontology annotation, cellular component: cytosol; cell junction; plasma membrane. Gene Ontology annotation, molecular function: protein tyrosine phosphatase activity; protein kinase binding. Gene Ontology annotation, biological process: signal transduction; peptidyl-tyrosine dephosphorylation.
AUGGGGGGCCCCAAAGGAAAACCUGCUUAUGGCCCCACAAAUGCUUGGGCCGGCCCUGUACCUUUUGCCCCAAAAGAAUAAAAAAGACAAAAGUUAAACCUUUUAUUUUUCCCCCCUUGAUGUGGAAAAAAGUAAUAAAUAAAACAAGAUUUGGGCAAAAAUGUAUUUAAAUUAGACACAAAAACACUUAACUGAAUGUAUUUACUGCUUUAGUCAAAUUUGGUUCUGCUUCUGAACAUUACAAUGGAUUUAAUUUAAUCGAUCAUAAAAAAAGCUUACAUUUUUUAAAUAUUUCAUUCUACAAUCUAAAACUGUUUAAUAUUAUUCUAUUAAUAUAUUGUUGGAAAUGUUUUGAUGUGGCGUGAGGAGAAAUAAAGCAUGGAUUUUAUUUAUUUAUUUAUUUUAAAUAAGGUCUACAAUUACCUCGGUGUUGCAGAAAAAUAAAAAACUUCCUGUCUGGUUAAAGCUCAAGACACACCACCAAAUAAAGUCUGUGAAAUAAAAUCAUUUAUUUACCCCAAGGAACAAAAGCAAAGAGACGCAGGGAUUUUUUUUUCAGUAAAUAUUUCAGAGAGACAAACGUGGAUAUUGUCGUUGCUCCUUUAAUGUAAAUGUAUGUUUGUGCUUUUCAUUUUUCAUGCCGUGUGCUCGCCAGAGUGUGUACAUGUAUGUGUGUACAUGUGUGCAACGCAGAAUAUUGGUUGCCACAGUUACCAAAACGCCAACCUCACUGCGUCACUGCCAGACAACCUUCAUGCGAAAAAAAACAUGUUCCUGUCCUCCCGUUUAUCCAUCCUUCCACUCAUCUCCAUGUUCACCUAUUGUUUAAAAAUGGAAUCCAACAAAUCCAUGGCUGUGGGUGUGCAUGUGUGACUUUAUAUACAUUGCAUGUAUGCACAUUGCCAUGGCUACGAGCAGUGCUAACUAGCGUCAUCACUUCAAAUCCACCACACAGCAAGUAAAGAGAGGAAGAAAAGGACUCAAAACAGCUCCCUUCUGUUCAAUACCUACACACACACACACACACACACACAGGUCUUUGGCCACUGGUGUGGUCUCAUAUUCCGCUGAGCUCACCCCAUUCGUUCAACAGGGUCCAGUGGUACAGAAGAGGAGGAGGUGGGAGAAGGGCACAGGGAAGGCUUGACUUCAUGCAUACUGAUGCGACUGGAGCAAUCUGAAUGUGUUUCUGAGGGUGUCGGCGUAGUCUGGCUUGAAUCAUCUCUGCCUCUGAGGGAAGGAAAGAGCAAGAGAAGGAGAAGAAAUAUUGACAGUUUACUGUGUCGCCUCACUUCUCCAUCCUCCGCACAAGAAGGCACAGCUGGGAGCUGACACGGAACUAACUUUGCCUCACGAUGGCUGACAACAACCAGUUGCCAAAGGAUACAGGAUUCAAACUGAUCAUGUGAUCUGACUCCUUCACCAGUUCCCUGCUGUCUCUUGUAGGGGGAUCAUGACCCGUCGGCUGAGUAGCUCCACCCGUUCUCACACUGAAGACUCCAUCUUCCUGAGGCCUGAUGAGGACCCCGUCUGGCUGGAUGAACCCACAAAAAAUGAAAAAUUAGGCGAUGGAGCCCCUAAAAAGGAUGGGCUCCCCGGCUGUCAGGAUGGCCCAGCAGGAAGUCCGAACCAGCAGGGAGAGGAGGUGCUUGGUCACAAGUUGUUUACACUUGUGAUUGAGAUUUACUGCUGGGCUGUUCUGUUUAUUGCCUCCCAAGUCACGGGGUACUGGGUGUUCUUUGUGCUGGAAGGAAACGGACCACUCUCUUCCAUCUACAAAGCCCUGCAGGUCAUCGACUUCUACCUGAGCUUCGUUCUACCGUGCCAGACGAUUUUUGGAACGGAUUCCAAGCUGCUGAUGAAAGAGUUGGAAAACACCAGCCAGCACAACUGGAUCGUUCGUGGCACUGCAGGAAUCGGAGUGACCAUCUGUGCUGUCAUGGUCAUCAACAUAGUGUGUAAGUGGCACUAUGGUACUGAUUUAUGGUCGUCAGAAUCCAUAACAAGGGACAUCGGUGACCGGCGUCAGUCUGUGAGCCGCCAGCCCUCCUUCACCCUCUCAGAGUGGACGGAUGCUCAAGAGGAUCUGCUAGAUCUGGAUCCUAUCCCUCAGACUCCUGUCUUCGAUCUGGGCACGGACACCAAAAUGGAAGCGGAUGCUUCCACUCUGACUGUCACACCAGUGGGGCUUCAGGAGAGGAGAGGCUCCAACGUGUCUCUGACGUUGGACAUGUGCACACCAGGCUGCACGGAGCCCUAUGGCUACGGAGCCCAGCUGUCUCCCAGAGAUCAAUCAGCCCAGGAGUACCUCCGACAGGGAACACACGUCCUGACCCCUGCCAUGCUACACACAAGGGCCAUGGAUGACCAAAACCUGCAGGCUGAGUUUUAUGAAACUCCCAUGAACUUUGUGGACCCAAAGGAGUACAACUACCCGGGCCUGGUGAGAAAGAACCGCUACAAAACCAUUUUACCCAACACGCACAGCAGAGUCAUCUUGAAGUCGCAGGAUGAAGACGAUUUUCUCUCCACCUACAUCAACGCUAAUUAUCUUAAAGGCUAUGGGGACGAGGAGAACGCAUACAUUGCCACGCAAGGACCAACUGUCAACACCGUAGGGGACUUCUGGAGGAUGGUGUGGCAGGAGAAGAGCCCGAUUAUAGUGAUGAUCACCAACCUGGAGGAGAAGAAUGAGAAAUGUGCAGAGUACUGGCCCGAGGACACUGUGACCCAUGAGGGAAUAGAGAUUACCGUCGUUUCGGUAACCGAAGAAGAUGACUACAGUUUGAGGGUGUUUACUCUGACAUGUGAGGAGGAGAAGCGGACUCUAAAGCAUUACUGGUACACCUCCUGGCCAGAUCAGAAGACUCCAGACAAGGCUCCACCCCUGCUGGAGCUGGUGCAGGAAGUGGAGCGAGCCCGAGACGAAGCUCUGCCCUCUAGUGGACCGAUAAUAGUUCACUGCAGUGCUGGUAUUGGUCGAACUGGCUGUUUCAUUGCCACCUCAAUCCUGUGUAAGCAGCUGAGGACUGAGGGUGUGGCUGACAUCCUGAGAACCACCUGUCAGCUCCGUCUGGACAGAGGUGGGAUGAUUCAGACAUGUGAGCAGUACCAGUUUGUGCAUCAUGUCCUCAGCCUGUACGAGAAGCAGCUGUCUCACACUGCUGAGGAGUAGGGCGAGUGAUGGCUGCAGCCACACCCAGACCGAGACACACCACUGUACACCAUACCGCCCACGGUGGUAUGCACCAUCAUCACACAAUCUCACCCUUUAACUUUACUUCAAACCACAUUCUUCUCUCCAUCCGUUGCAGACCAGCUCACAUGGGACUGAGUGGCUGACGAAAUCUGUACUCAUUGUUUUUGUUUUCUUUUUCGAAAAAUUAAACAAGAGGGCGGCUUAGAUUCAGCCCUCCCACAAGAAGGAUAAUCCUAAUUGAAAACUGUAGAGGCAUCUUUCACACAGCGAGGCCCAAACUAAUCUAAAACCCAAAGUCGCUGCAUCAUUUCAUUUUGCUCUGCUGAGAGUUGUUUUUAUCACGCUAAAGUUCAUAACUCUUGGACGUCAAGGCCGUUUUACUCCCUUUUGGUCUGAAAUAGCUCCCUUACAUAAUGAUUGUACAGCUGUCAAAAGGUCAAACAGGAAGUGAAGAACUUUCAGUUUCACACCGUUAGAUCAGAAGGGCCGUCUACAGCACAAGUGCCAGUAUAGUUUUAAUCUACAGAGAUAAUCAAAUGCCAGCCUAAUUUGUAACAUGAGUUAAAUUCCACCAAGCUUUUUCUCUCUGACUCUUUUAAUGUAAAAAUAAUAAUAAUACAGAAGGUCUGAGUCACUUCAUCUUCAGGUUGCAUGGUGCUAAGUGUUCACUAAAGGCAUGUGCAAUGUUACGGAGCACAGGAAUGUAAAAGUUAGGUUUUCAUGAUCUAAUUAGGAUAUCUGUGCAAGUCCCACACUUCAGAUUUUUGUUUAAUCCAUGCUGACCGUGCAGUCCUUCUAGCCCAUGAUGUUUCUAGGAUCUGCAUCAAGGAAACAUACAGUAGAUGUUCACUCAGAGGCAUCACAGAGCUGGCACGUGGGAAAAGAUCAAACUCUACAAUAACUUAAAGGUGUGGAACACUGAAAAAAUAUUUUUUGAUGAUCAUUAUUGAUUAUAAUUGGUCACUCUGAGUUUUUCAUGCAGACUGAACAUGAAAAUUGUCUUCUACACCCAUCUGCUGCAUUAGCUUCUGAUAGAAAAUAGACAACGAAAUGCUAGGAUUUGAAUAGUCUGACCAAUCUACAUCACACUGUCACUUAACAUUCAUGAACUCACCCAUCUUUACUCACGACGGGGAAGAUUGUUGUUGUUUUAGUGUCUGUUAAACAACAGAGAACGUCUCAACUAGCAAAAGCUAACCAUUAGCAUUAACAGCUCCACCACAUUGCAGAACUUCUUCAGGCUUGUGGCUUUUGUGGAGAUAAAACAUCCAUGUUGCAAAGCAAACAGAGUCAGUUUUAGAGUCACACUGCUGUUAUCCAACCAGGGACGAGAUGCCCAAAUAUCAGGAAGUAAAACUCCAAAUCCUGUGAUCUGGCUCACUUCUAGGUCCUGGUGCGCCAGUGCAUUUUUUCCCCAGAGUACGACUUACAAGACAUUCAUUCCCACCAGAGACCGCUGAAAAUGCAACGAGUGAACCACACCUUUAAAAUAAAAAGCAAUGGGAGAUCCAGCAGAGAAGCUUUAGGUUAACCACGUUUGUCAUAUUUGUGCUCUGUGAUGCCUCUGCUCUCAGCUGUAGCUUGAACGCAUCUGUGAAGUAAAAAGUAAAUAAAUAAAAUGAAGCCCAUGAUUGUUGUAUAGACAGGCCAGGCCUAUUCUGUAUGAAGCACAAUAGACAAAUUAAUGUCUCUGAUGUUCAGCUGUAAAAUUCUUCUUCUUUUCCUGUAUUGUGUUUUGAUUGUGUUGAGUUUAAUGGAUUGCAUGUGCCGUAUGGGACUCCGUAGGUCCAAAAUCAAAGCGACGUGAUUGAUUGUCCCGCUUUCUGUUGUGUAGAAAGGGUUUAAGCCUGUUAUUAUAUUGCUUGCUCCUGGCCAAUGCUUUUGAUACAGUUUGCUUUUGUGAAACCAACCAGAGAUAUUUUUAGAACAUUUUGAUACAAUCCUUUCGAGUAGAUGCCUUGUGUAUAUUUCCGUUUACAACAUGAUGGAAUGUAGCUCAUACUGUGGAUCAAAACCAUUGGUUUCUAUUGCAAGAUUUAACAGAAGAAAAUGUGACAACUACCUAAGUUACCUUAUAGUACGGUAAAAAAAUAAAUUAUGUUCAGUCUUCAGUAUUAAUACUUUAGGCCUUCAGGCUUUGCUUUAUUAUGCUUUGCUUUAUGUGUAUGUUUUUUUUUGUUACUGUUUUCUUGGAGAAUUUUACCUCAGACUGAGUUUUUUUACACAGUCCUUACAUCCAUCUGUGACAUUAGGCCACUCUCGGUUAACACAGUUGAGAAGUAAUUGCUACAUGUGAAGGCAGCUAAAACAGUGGAGAAAGUUUUUUAUGUAACAAAGUAAAAGAAUCCAACAACUUCUUUGGCGGUCAACAUUAUCAGAGGAUGGAAUGAACCAAAUAUGUGGGAUGGGACCAAUUAGUGAAAAUCAACUCAACGCAUAAAACAAAACUGCCAAAAGUACUUUAAAGGAGAAAACAGGGCUUCUAUCAUGAUCCUCUGAUAAUGUCGGGUGAAUUUGACACCACAGCAUUUAUUUUGAGUGUUUGUUAUUCAGUGCUUUACCGGCCCGCCUCUGACGCUCAAAAUGGGGACGAUAAUAAUAAAAACAGCCAAAAAGUCAGACAUACAAUAACCAGCAAUCCGUAUUCCUCUCCUCUGCUGCUUUAAGUUGUGAGUUUUUGCAUCCAAAUAAAGGUAGAUUUUCAUGAA